AGACCCAUGUACACACAGGGAGAACAUGCAAACUCCACAGACUGAGAAGGAAUCAAAUUCAUGUCCUCUCAUUCCACCUAGAUGCUGUGAAACAGCAGCACUACUUGCUGUGCCACCAAUAUCUUAAGAGCAAAAGACACAUACAGGGUGGUGAACAAAAUUAUGGAAACCACAAGUGAAAAAGGAGUUUAAAAUUUAAGUAACUAAAUCACAAUUACAAAGGCAACUACAAAGGGGAGUCAUAUUAGGUUGAAUGCUAAUUAUCAGUAUGUGCCUGCCAUAAAAGAGUGUCGAUACUUAGCAUUUAGAUAUGUGAGUUUAAACAACAUGAGGCAAGUAACAGAGUUCCAGCGAGGCUAAACAGCCAGUGAAUGAACUGCAGAUACAUUUGUGUCAAAAACUGCAAAUUUAACGUGUUAAACGGAUCUGCCUCAAAAAUAAAUACAACAUGUGCCAAACGUGGAAUUUCUGCAGGGCAUGGUGCCUAAUAGAUUUCUUUCAUCCCAAAAAGAACUGGAGGCUUCUUGAAGAACAGUGAAAUAUCCCACUGCGCAAAUUUCAGGAUUUGCAUGACAGUAUGAGUAUCCCAAGAAGGGCUGAAGCUGUUGUGAAGCCAAAGGGUGGUCCGAGUACUUGAUAUUAAUAUCUUGUGUUUCUGUUAUUUUGUCCACUCCCUGUAACUUCAGGCUAACGCUUGGACCUGAGGGACCUGCUGAGAUGUUCGUCGCUUUGGACAAAAGCAUCUGCUAAAUGAAUAAAUGUAAAUGUAAAUGAGGGAAAGAAAACUAUAACUCACUCUAAAAAGACUUUGUGACCACAGGUGACACAAGGGGCAGUACGGAGGCACAGUCAGUAGCACCACUGUCUCAUGGUGUCUGGGUGGUGCAAAAGGAUGUGGGUUUGAUCCCUGUUCACUCUGUGUGGAGUUUGCAUGGGUUUUCUCCCAUAGGUCAAAGACAUGCUGUUCAGGUUGACUGGCGAUUCUAAAAUUACACGUAGUGUGUGAGUGACAAACAGGAAGUGUGUUUGCCUGGUGUAUGGAUGACUGACUUGUUGUAAGUAAUGUAUGUAGCACUGUAAGCCACCCUGGUUGGGAAAAGGUGUGGUCUGGUACUACCACAUACUAGUGUUCAGGGGAAGUCACUUUGGAGAAGAGCAGCUGAUAAAUGAAUACACGUAAAUUACUGAGCUCAUAUGGUGUCACUCGCAAUUAAACUUUUUAGCUGAUUUUGGUUGAAUUAUUAGUGGACAGUUCAAAGCACAACCAGACUCUCUUGGUAAUAAUUUUCCAUCCAUACCAUAGGGGUGUGCCUGUGCGAUGCAACAAUAGCGUCUAGUAUCUACGCUUUACUUUUUUCAGUAUUCUAUUUAUGCUAAACACGAUCGGUAUAUUUUAGUUAUCCAACAGUUGUCGCAGUCCUAAACCAUAAAUCUACGUUUCUAUGUUUCGAAAGCGGGCUGCUGGGCCAGUUAUUGCGUAUUAUGCACCAAAGGCAUAACCGAGAGCAGAAAACAACCUCAUAUCACCAUGCAACGUGCCGCCGCGCGAGGGCGUCCGUUGUGCUACUUGACACAAAUUAAACUUUUAAUAGCCAAACAUCCCUUUAAUGCUGAAAGGCAAAUCGGGCCAAGGAAAAUUACUUGGACCCCGCUUUAUUAAUAGAGGUGAAGCACGCGCAAUUCUGUUGCUCGUUUUCGCAGAUAUCCCGCUCCGAAGGGAGUGCCCCCAUCCUGGAGAGCCCUGCGAUGCCGAGGCGAGCGCUCAACUUCGCCCCUUUUCCCAGGAGCUGCUCCGCAAAGCGCUCCUGUCCGCACGGCUUUGCGAACGGCUUAGCCGAGGCUUCCGGACUGGUACCUUUCUCAGCUUAAGAGCCCUACCGUGUUGGAGGAAACUGAGAGUAAAUAAAGCAGAAAAAGCACAACCUCUCGCACGCCGUGGCUGCCCAUGUUGUUGUUCCCAAACAGGUCCGCUUCUGUUAUAUUAUAUCGCCGCGCCUGAAGGCCGUAGUCGCGUUCAUUUAAAUCACAGCAAAGAAGCAACUGCCACAAAAAAAAAAAAAAAAAAAAAAAAAAGGAAACCUAAAUAUCAGCGUGACAGUAAACACGCUUCGGUCUUAAAAGCGCUCUUAACCAUAUGGCCGCUGCGCAGGAAGCCGCGCCCGUGUCCACCUCGGAGGAGAGCCGCUCGGGCAGCAAGAAGAAAGCUGCGGCGACCAGGAGGGCCAAGUCGGCGGCUGCUGGGACUGGCAGUUCCACCAAGAAGAAGAAAAACAUCAUCAUCAUCAAGAACAACAACAACAACAACAACAACAACAACAAAAAGAAGAAGAAGAAAAAGAAGAAGAACCAGCCCGGUAAAUACAGCAUGCUGGUGAUUGACACCAUCCGCAAACUGGGCGAGAGGAACGGCUCCUCUCUGGCCAAAAUUUACAACGAAACCAAAAAGGUGUCGUGGUUCGACCAGCAGAAUGGGCGCACGUACCUGCGCUACUCCAUUAAGGCGCUGCUGCAGAACGACUCGCUCGUCCAGGUGAAAGGCACCGGGGCCAACGGCUCCUUCAAGCUGAACAAAAAGAAGUUCGAGAAGCCUGCAGAAAAAAAGAUACAGUCGAAGUCCGCAAAAAGCGCGGCCACCGCCGCGGCCAAGAGAGCAAAGAAGCCCGCCGAGAAGAAAGUGAAGGCAAAAGUGAGUCCUAAACAAAAGACGCCGUCGAAGUCCCACGCCACUUCGAACAAGAAGACCGCCAAGCCUAAGAAGGUGGUCAAGAAGCCGAGUGCCAGCCCUCCCAAGAAGGUAAAGAAGUCUAAGAAGAGCAGCAAGAACACGGUACCGAAGAUGGCAAAGAGCUCUCGAGCGGCGCGAGGGGCCAAGUGAGAGAGCGUGAGGUGGAGCGCGUGCACGCAUCUGGAACGCGCUCCCAUCCAUCCAACCAUCCAUUCAUCCAUCCAUCUACUUGUCUAUCCUUAUACUCUGUGUUUUACUGUAAGCAGCUUAGUGCUAUUCGGUUUUACACUUGCUGAGCUUUGGCGACACAUGAGAGUUUUAACAAUAAAAAUGAACCGUGGUAGGAUGCUUUUCUGAAUAAGUCUGAUACGUGUGUGAUAAUUGUUGUAUGCAACCUUUUUAGCUAGCUGGCAAACGUCGUUAGCCUCGUGUUUUUUCUGUUAUAUAUUUUUUUUUCUUCAGAUUGUGUCCACGUCUCUAACGUGCUCAGUUUAGACUACGACGGGUUGUUCUGAUUUGACGUGUUCGGUUCACGCUCCCACAUGUCUGACAUGUGUAUGUGUGUCAGUCCAAACGGGGGGGACCAAGAAAUCGUGUAUAUUGUACAUGUCAUAUAUUUUUUGUGCUUUGCAACUGAGCUGAAAUUGUUUUGCUUUUUUCCUUGAGAAAAAAGUUGUUAGCUUUUGUAAAGAGUUUUAUUAUUAGAAACGGAAAAUGUAAUCGCCUUGAAAUAUAGGAACAGCGUUUUUUUUUAACCUUAUAUUCCAGUGAAAGCAACUUAUUAAAACUGACAGGAACUUUGUGGAAUGUAUUGCUGUUAGUGUCAUGGUUUUGCACAUACUUCUGUGUAAUAAAGAGGUUAACCAUUAAAGUUCUCAAAAA
Molecule: messenger RNA, 3607 nt
Organism: Scleropages formosus (Asian bonytongue)
Lineage: Eukaryota; Metazoa; Chordata; Actinopteri; Osteoglossiformes; Osteoglossidae
Product: histone H1x-like
Exons: 1
Coding region: 2135-2875 (246 amino acids)
Biological process (GO): nucleosome assembly
Cellular component (GO): nucleosome
Molecular function (GO): DNA binding; structural constituent of chromatin
Source: RefSeq, a predicted model, not a curated record